Molecule: messenger RNA, 1297 nt
Organism: Grammomys surdaster
Lineage: Eukaryota; Metazoa; Chordata; Mammalia; Rodentia; Muridae
Product: endogenous retrovirus group FC1 Env polyprotein-like
Exons: 1
Coding region: 147-749 (200 amino acids)
Source: RefSeq, a predicted model, not a curated record
ACCUCUUCUGUGCUGUCAAAGUAGACAGUCUGUACCUGGAUACAUCACUCUUAGGUCAAGUGUCCCACUAGGAGCAAGACCCAGUUGACGAAAAGUGGACUGUCACCAAGACCUGCAAAGAGCUACUAAAGAUAAGGAAGGGUACCAUGGGUCUUAACCUAAUGAUGUUGUUUUAUCUGGCUAUAUUUCCUUCUGUUCUUUCCUGGAAUCUAAAUUGGAAACCCCUGGGUCCCCAGGGUCCUAAACUGACCAAACCAGCCCUUAAGGCAUGGAAGUUCCAGGUAAUUGCCUUAGAAAAUCACAACAAGACCGUAGCCUAUACCUUCUGUCCGGUGACAGGAUGUGCUAGUACUAUAAGCCUCACCUUUGAUAUAAGAGACACCUGCCCAGGGAAAUGUUUACAGGAGCGCUACAAUGCUAUGAUGUCUCCUAUAUAUGUUUGUUUCAUGUAUGAGCAAACACGCUCAGACUGUAAGGACCCAAAUUAUGGAGGAUGUCCACACUGGGGCUGCAAAUAUCAUAGUACUUGGCCCAGAUGGGGAGGAGAAAAUCCAUCUAGACUCAACUCAGUUGAUUGGCAUACUAAAGUCACCUACUCAAUCCCUGACCCCUGGAAUGACAGAUGGAGAACAGGGGUAGAGGGUCAUAUCUACAGACAUAAUGAGAAGGAUACAGGCUACGACAGGAAGACUAAGAUACUCAUCUUUCGAAGUUUAGAGAUAUUUACACCUCCAAAAUCCUCUGUUUGAAUGCUAUAACCAAACCAGCCACUAUACCCGCUCCUGGCCCUUUGGUGAUGUCACGGGCUGACAUUACUUUGUAUUACCACCACCUUUCUCUCUCUCUCUUCCCACUAACCCUACUUCUCCGACCUCCUUUGAAUUCCUAAUAACAUGUUUAUAUCAGUAUACUUGCUCAUGAGUGUUACUAACCCAGAUGUUAUGCCUGACUGUUAGUCCUGAACCCUAUAAAACUCUCACACUAUGUAGGACUCACCGCAAGUCAGAAGCCCAUUGAGCCAUUCCCUUUGCCAAUUGUCUAUGGGUAUUUCUUUCCACUCAAGCAUCAAAUUUCUUCACGUAGGCCAAAUCCAAGGUGAGGGGACCCAUUUCUACUCAAAGAGAGAGCUAUGAUACAUCUAAAUCCCCCUUUAAGAAUAAAUGAAGGUUCUCCAUAAGUAUUUCUCAGUUCCUUGCAACACUUUGUCUUCCCCUCCUUCCCUCCUUUCUUCCUUUCUUCCCUUCCUCUUUCCUUUCUUCCCUCCUUCCUUCUUUCUUCCCUUCCUCCCUUCUUCCCU